Saprolegnia parasitica CBS 223.65 is the source of this 1059-nucleotide messenger RNA. RefSeq lists its product as hypothetical. NCBI's taxonomy places the organism in Eukaryota, Oomycota, Saprolegniomycetes, Saprolegniales, Saprolegniaceae. Gene Ontology annotation, cellular component: cytoplasm. Gene Ontology annotation, biological process: rRNA base methylation. The record is from RefSeq and is a predicted model, not a curated record. The transcript has 4 exons. Gene Ontology annotation, molecular function: rRNA (uridine-N3-)-methyltransferase activity. The annotation marks the transcript as partial.
CAUGGGCAAGCGCAAGCAUGGCGCGGCCUUUGACGCGCGGGCCAUGAAGCAGCUGAAGGGCAACAAGAUGGACAAGCGCUCCAAGACGCAGGCAACGACGCAGCUGUACACGCCUGCGGAUCGCAUCCUCGUGCUCGGCGACGGCGACUUCUCGUUCUCCAAGGGACUCGUGGCCCAUCGCGGCGGCUCUGGCGUCAACCUCGUUGCAACGUCGUACGACUCGACGAGCGAAGUGCGCAAGAAGUACCCGAACGCGGCCGCCUGCAUCCAGUCGAUCACGCAGGCCAAAGCGCAUGUGCUGCACGGCGUCGACGCCACGAAGCUCUCGAAGCUGCCGCACUCGGACGCCGUGCCGGCGCUCUUUGAUUACAUCAUCUUCAACUUUCCGCACAGCGGCGAGCAGCGCGUCCAUAUCAACCGCGCGCUCCUCCUCGACUUUUUCGAGAGCGCGCGGCCCAAGCUCGCGCUUCGUGGCGAAGCGCACGUCACGCUCAAGACCAAGCCGCCGUACUCCAACUGGCUCGUCGAGGACCAAGCGCGGGCCAACGGCUUCGUCGUCAAGGAGCGCCGGCCGUUCCGCAUGCAGCUCUUCCCAGGCUACAACCACCGCACGACCGAGCCGGAUGCAAAGAAGUUUGAACCCGACCAGUGCGUCACCUACGUCUUCAUCGUCGACCGCUCGCGCUUUCCCGUCAUGACCGACCUGCCGCCCAAGACCAACGACGCGUCGAAGGUGGCUACCGUGGCAACCACAAACAAGACACCAAUGUCCAAGGCCGUCGAGAAGCCCAAGGCAGUCGAGAAGACCAAGGCCGUCGAGAAGCCCAAGGCAGUCGAGAAGCUUAAAAAGGCAGACAAGCCCAAGGCGGUGACCAAAUCCACUGCGACGCCAACCAAGGCGCCCGUUGCUGCCAAGACCUCGUUGCCGUCGUCCGUGCAGGACGACAUCCGGGCCUUGAUUCUUGCCAAGCUCGCAGAGAAGACAAAGACCACCUAAUCAACUGCAUCCAGUACUCCAACACGAUAACGCAUGUCAACCCGUAGCAUUCAUAUUACCUA